This is a messenger RNA of Ambispora gerdemannii, 324 nucleotides long. The record is from the annotation of a GenBank genome assembly. Lineage: Eukaryota; Fungi; Glomeromycota; Glomeromycetes; Archaeosporales; Ambisporaceae.
AUGAUUGAUUCAUCAAACAACACAAAUGCGAAUGACGCUACGAUAAUCUCGAUAAAUUUAUUCAUGAAUUGGAAGAUUGCGAGAAUCACGAAAGAAAUGCGAGUAAGUUUACAUAAUAUUCCAGCGGAGAUGGUACCGCCCGUUGAUGUCCCUUUUCCUCCAGAUAUCAAUCCAAAAGACUUGAUUCGACAAAAAUGGAAUUUUACGAGUUCAUGGCAAAUGAUUAAUGUCAGUAUGGAUAAACUCCAAUUUUCCGAAAGAAAAUUGUUCCAAUCCUAUCAAGAACAAAAUUGUUCACACUUACUGCAGCUUAUGGCAGAGUGA